Molecule: messenger RNA, 2762 nt
Organism: Papaver somniferum (opium poppy)
Lineage: Eukaryota; Viridiplantae; Streptophyta; Magnoliopsida; Ranunculales; Papaveraceae
Exons: 7
Coding region: 105-2279 (724 amino acids)
Molecular function (GO): protein binding
Source: RefSeq, a predicted model, not a curated record
UUUUCACUUUCCCUGGAAAACCAUUUACAUCAAGAAAUCUCAAGUAAUCGCUUUGGUUUUUUCUUGAUUUCUUCCAGAGUCCAGACUGAUAUUAGGUUUCCAGCAUGGAAGAACCAAGAAAUUCGCCAUUUCGUAGUAGUAAUGAUAGGAUUAGCAAUUUACCAGAAAACCUAAUUCACCACAUCAUGUCUUUCAUGGACAUGACAUAUGUAGUUCAAACUUGUGUCCUGUCAAAGAGAUGGAAACAUCUUUGGAUUAUUACCCCAAUUCUCAACUUUGAUUUCAACGAAUUCUCACUUGCUAUCAAAAACAACCAGAGCAAUGGAACAUUAUAUCAAAAAUUCAUCAAAUUUGUAGACCAAGUGUUCAUUCUUCGUGACAGCUCAAACAUUCAGAGGGUUAAUCUUGUUUGUGGCAAACAAUGGAACUUUGAUGUAUCAGUAAUGACUGGUUCUCUUACUACUUGGAUCCUUUUGGAUUGGCUCUAUUGUUUCUGCCAAAGUUCCCUUCAGUUUUCUAAUCUACGAUUCAUCAAGCUGGAAGCAUUCUUAUCAAGAGCCGGCAUUCGAGCUCUAGGAUGGUUAUUCUAUAUGUCUCCUAAUGUAGAAAGUCUUUUGGUGGUAAUUACAGGGAUGCCAACGUCGGACAUACCCGACAGUGAAGACUAUUGGGCUGGAGUGUCGCCUGAUCAUCUUAGGUCUGUUGAAAUUCGAGGUCUUACAGGACACUUUAAUAAUGAGCUGAAAUUUGUGGAGAUUUUGUUCAAGAAGGCUGUAAUCUUGGAGAACAUGCAAAUCCACGCCACCAUCGUCAAAACUUCAAGUCCCCAUGAUUACUCAUUUCAGCUCAGCAAGAGCUCUCUGCUCUUCCUUGCAACCGUGGUUGUUUCUUAUACGCUCAUAAGCUAUUUUCGCAAAUUCAAAACCCAAAUUUGUUUCUCUACCACACCACCUGGGUUCGAUUCAAAUCAGUUUGUUUUAACUACCCUUUUGAAUAUGUACUCGUUAUGUGGAAGAAAUUCAAGAGCUUUCACACAGGUAUUUGAUGAAAUGCCUGUGAAGGGUGUUGUUUCUUGGAAUAUCAUGAUUUCUGGACAUCUAAGGCAUGGGGAGCUUGAGUUGGCGAGGAGGUAUUUUGAUAUGGCGCCGGAUAAGAGUUUAGUCUCAUGGAAUUCGAUGGUUGCUGGUUAUGCUAACUCGGGGAAUAUGAUGGAAGCGGAGAGGUUGUUUAUGGAAAUGCCGACAGCUUCUUGGAAUUCUUUGAUCAGUGGGUACGUUAAGGUAAGGGAUGCGUUAUCUGCUGAAAGAGUAUUUGAGAGGAUGACUGGUUUCUUGGACGCUCGUGAUAAGAGCUGUCAACGUGCAUUCACUUGCUAUCAACAACAACCAGUACUUCGGAUUACCAUCUCACUAUUUCAUCAAAUUUGUGGAGCAAGUUUUAUUCUCUGUGACAACUCAAACAUUCAAAAGGUUAAUUUUGUUUGUGGCAUAGAAAUGAAUUUUUUCAUUGAUAUAUCAAUAAUGACUGCUUCUCUUACUAAUUGGAUUGUGGCUGCUGUAAGACGCAAUAUUCAAGAACUUUAUCUCGAUAUCUCUGGUGUGGAAAUAUCCAGGUUUCCUCAAUGCUUUUUUACUUGCACUUCAUUGAUCAAGUUGGAGUUGAAACUGGGUGGUAAUUCAAGUAUUAUCGUUCUACCGAGUUCUAUAGAUUUUCCUAGACUUACUUUUAUGAAACUUGAUUCGCUUCCAUCUACUGAUGUUAACUUGACUAAUAGGCUCUUCUCAAAAUGUCAUGUUCUAGAAUGUUUGAUUAUUAAAGGUCGUCUUGGUCAUAUGGAUCUUCAAAUUUCUUCUUUAACACUUAAACACUUGACAAUAUUUGAUCUUGUUAGUAAAACCUCAAGUAAAGUCAAGAUAGAUGCUCCUAAUCUCGUAUCCUUCAAGUGCGAGGAUUAUAUAUCAAAAUGCUAUGUUCUAAAAAACCUUGCUUCUCUAGUUACUGCUGAUAUAUACCUGAGAGCUACGAAUGAUGAAGCUAGCAAAAAGAAAGACUAUACAAAAAAUCAUUUGUUGUUCCUGAAGGCACUUUCUAAUGCGAAAGAAAUAAGAUUAUCACACUGGUUCUUGCAUAUGGGUUUCUUAGCUGCUUCUCGCAAAAAUUCCCUUCAGUUUUCUAAUUUGGGACUCGUCAAGCUGAAAUCGUACUUGCCAAAACACAUGAUUCAAGCACUAGGAUGGUUUCUCCGCAUCUCUCCUAAUGUAGAAAGUCUUCAAUACUGAAUCGAAGGAUGUUAAGUUCGGAUAUACAGGACAAUGAUGGCUAUUUUGUUGGAGUAUCGCUGGAUCAUCUCAAGUCUGUUGAAAUUCGAGGUUUUCUAGGCCAGUUUAGUGAGCUCAAGUUUGUGGAAAUUAUGUUCAAGAAGGCCGUGGUCUUGGAGAAUAUGGUUCUUUUUAUUAGUAGUGAGAAACCCAAAGAAAUGGAUAAGCGCCUAAUUACAUUUCGUGAGAAGCUACCAACACUUCCAAGGGCGUCUUCAAAAAUCACAACCUUUUUGAUUUAAUCAUUAGUAGGUAAUGACUUGAUUUUCUGGUUGAUAUUUAACAAUUCAUCUUAAGGAAGUUCAUUUUGAUUCAGAUCUUUAGACACUUUUUCUAUCUUUUAUAUACAUCAAGGCUCAACCAUGGGAAUUAUUUCAGACCGAACACUUUUUACGUGUGUACUCUACAUGGAAUGGUUUAUUUUAUAACUUGAAUUCAGUGUUU